GGGCCUUCCUCCCACAUUAAGCUGACACGUCGUGAUAUGACUGGAAUACUGUUAAAAGCGGCGUUAAACCCAACUCACUCACUCACUCACUCACUCAUAUUUAGCCACUAUCAAACAUGGCUGUAUACUGGUACUUUCUUUUACCCAGCAGUUUAGACUUACACAUGGCCUUUAACGACUUAGUCCAACUUACUGGGUCUGCACAAGAUGCUCUUUAAGCAUCUGCAUCCGUUCUUUAACUGUGAUGCCUUAGUUUGGAUAUGAUGCCUAGUACACUACUCUGUAGUCUAUUUCUCAGUGGCUGAUCACAUAAUACCAGACGUCACAGGAAUGUCUCAUGACUAUUGUCAUGUGAGCGUACAUUCAGACGAACUGGACCAGUUGAUGCUAAAUACUCCAAUACAGCGUGUUGAAAAUCUGUAACUUGAUACGAGAUGUAGCCCCAGAAAUGGUCCAUGGUGCUUGGAUACACUGGAACACUUUACUCUUUAUUGUCAUGUAUGAGUCACAAUAGAAUGUGGUAACCCGUGGUAACAGAAAGUGCUUUAUUUGUACUGUUUUUACAUGUACUUAAUCGUGCAAUAGACUUUCAAGGUAUAGCAAUCAUUAGUCUUAAGGUAGAUACAACUCACAUCAUUAUUCAGUGUUGGAAAUUAAGGGGACCGUCGGCCCUUGAGGUCUUCUUCCUUGGUACAUGUGUGUUGCGGAGAUGGAAGUUAGCGGUACCCGUGUUGGAGCUCUUCUUCCUUGGUACAUGUGUGUUGCGGAGAUGGAAGUUAGCGGUACCCGUGUUGGAGCUCUUCUUCCUUGGUACAUGUGUGUUGCGGAGAUGGAAGUUAGCGGUACCCGUGUUGGAGCUCUUCUUCCUUGGUACAUGUGUGUUGCGGAGAUGGAAGUUAGCGGUACCCGUGUUGGAGCUCUUCUUCCUUGGUACAUGUGUCUUGCGGAGAUGGAAGUUAGCGGUACCCGUGUUGGAGCUCUUCUUCCUUGGUACAUGUGUGUUGCGGAGAUGGAAGUUAGCGGCACCCGUGUUGGAGAUCUUCUUCCUUGGUACAUGUGUGUUGCGGAGAUGGAAGUUAGCGGUACCCGUGUUGGAGCUCUUCUUCCUUGGUACAUGUGUGUUGCGGAGAUGGAAGUUAGCGGUACCCGUGUUGGAGCUCUUCUUCCUUGGUACAUGUGUGUUGCGGAGAUGGAAGUUAGCGGUACCCGUGUUGGAGAUCUUCUUCCUUGGUACAUGUGUGUUGCGGAGAUGGAAGUUAGCGGUACCCGUGUUGGAGCUCUUCUUCCUUGGUACAUGUGUGUUGCGGAGAUGGAAGUUAGCGGUACCCGUGUUGGAGCUCUUCUUCCUUGGUACAUGUGUGUUGCGGAGAUGGAAGUUAGCGGUACCCGUGUUGGAGCUCUUCUUCCUUGGUACAUGUGUGUUGCGGAGAUGGAAGUUAGCGGUACCCGUGUUGGAGCUCUUCUUCCUUGGUACAUGUGUGUUGCGGAGAUGGAAGUUAGCGGUACCCGUGUUGGAGCUCUUCUUCCUUGGUACAUGUGUGUUGCUGAGAUGGAAGUUAGCGGUACCCGUGUUGGAGCUCUUCUUCCUUGGUACAUGUGUGUUGCGGAGAUGGAAGUUAGCGGUACCCGUGUUGGAGCUCUUCUUCCUUGGUACAUGUGUGUUGCGGAGAUGGAAGUUAGCGGUACCCGUGUUGGAGCUCUUCUUCCUUGGUACAUGUGUGUUGCGGAGAUGGAAGUUAGCGGUACACGUGUUGGAGAUCUUCUUCCUUGGUACAUGUGUGUUGCGGAGAUGGAAGUUAGCGGUACCCGUGUUGGAGGCAUGGUAAAUGUCGAAGCCAUUAUCAGGACUACGAAUCCUAAGAAUUUCAGACAUUUUGGGGGCAAUUGCUGAAUGUGAUCACUUCGGGAUAGGAGAUGUUCUUUGUUAAUUUCCAUCCCUGAUUUAUUUGAAUGCAGGGCACCCCCAAAAUCUUUUACGUUUGAAUGUUAGUGUUUUGUAUGACAAGGCUCCCUGGACUUGAUUUCGAACACUGUAAUCACAUUGAUAUUGAGUAUCAAAAGUUUGAUGACCUAAGUUUGAGGGUGAUCUAAUGUGCACAUGAUGUACUCAAGUGCAUUGUUUGUUAUAUAUCAUUAAAAUUCAUUGUGCUUAGAUUGUGAUAAUUUGAUUCAGGUGAAGUGUUCCCAACGAUUUGAUUUGGUGUGCUGUUGUAUUUCUUGAGUGACUCCCCUUUGGAACUUUGGGCAGAAUGCCUGAGUUAUGAUAACAGUACUCUAUUGGCCAGUGAGAAGAGGAGACUGGAGUUAUCUUCUCUUAGAUACCUGCUACUGAGACUGUUUUCUGCACAACCACAGUCAAAUAUGCUCAGAGUAGAACCUCCAGAGCUAAAGGGGAGGUAACUGAGAGAUAUUUUUUGUGGAGGUCUAUUGUUGAAUGUGAUGAUGUGAAUUUUCCAACUUUUUUUUAUUAUUUAGAUGUGUGUAUAUUUGCCCGUGCGUUACAAUGGUUACAGGAAAGCUGUCAUUAGAGGAUACAUUUCCAAACCAGUUCUGUGGAAGAUACUACUGAAUGUUAUUGAACUAAGGAAUAGAGGAAUAACAGCAUUAAUUAGAAUGAAAGUCUUUUUAUUGUUAGUUAUUUGGUAAAUAUUUUAGUAGAUGUCUUGUUUUGUGAAAUCCAAAUAUUUUGUUAACCUACUUGAAAAAUGUUGGUUAGAAGUUUCACUGUGAAGAAAUGAUUAAUGUGUGCGUAAAGGUGCUUAUUUGUCGCAUAAUACUGCUACAUCAUUCAGACUGAAUACCAUUGUGUCUUAGAUGGAUAUCGUUGUGUCUUAGAUCAAUUUCAUUGUGUCUUAGAUCAACUUCAUUGUGUCUUAGAAGGAUAUCAUUGUGUCUUAGAUCGAUUUCAUUGCGUCUUAAUUUGAUAUCAUUGUGUCUUUGAUCGAUAUCAUUGUGUCUUAGAUCGAUUUCAUUGUGUCUUAGAUCGAUUUCAUUGUGUCUUAAUUUGAUAUCAUUGUGUUUUUGAUUGAUAUCAUUGUGUCUGAGAUUGAUAUCAUUGUGUCUUUGAUUGAUAUUGUGUCUGAGAUUGAUAUCAUUGUGUCUGAGAUUGAUAUCAUUGUGUCUUUGAUUGAUAUCAUUGUGUCUGAGAUUGAUGCCAUCGUGUCUUAGCUUGACAUCGGUAAGUCUCAGAUUGACGUGUCAUUGAUUUAUUGUUAUCAUAGUUGAAGCAUAUUGUUUUCAUAUUUUGUCAUAAUUUCAUUGUCAUUUAUGUGGUUUAUACUGACUGCCUUGAUAUGUUUGUGUUGGUCAGUCAAUAUUUGCAGUGUCAGUGUUGUACCGGACAGAUCCAGUUGCAUGAAGUAAUUGUGCUGUGACGGGUACCGGGUAGCUGCAUCUCAAAACUCAACCCUGACUGGAGUUCCCGAUUUCAAAAGAAUAACGCACACAGUCAACAUUUUUUCUGUUUCAUAAGCAUCAUCUCUGUUGAAAUGAUUUUCCCAUUCUUUUCCAUGACUGCACAUGAUGUGGAGAAGUGAAGAUGUGAGUUAUCUCCCUUGUGCAGUCCAUGAUGUAGGGCUUGAGUCCAUUGACACCUGCCCCAUGGUCGAGAUCUUGUGUACCGGUCUGAGCCCUCAAAGUACAGAGGUUAUUUUGAUCUGUAAGGCUAAAGAAAAUGGUCUUGGUUCUUAAGCACCGCCCGCAUCAUCAUAAUUGAAAGAAGAGUCAAGUAACUGACUGAAGGUGAUGGAAGUUGUAUCUUUAUUCAAACAUGUGCAAGGAAUAUGUGCAUAGUCAGAAAGAAACGCAAAUAUUAGUGAUUUGUUGUGUAACCCUGGAAUAAGGGAAUUUUUGUCAUUAAAUAAUAUAUCACGUGACUAACCACGGUUUCUGGGUCCUUCUCCGUACCCACCCUACCCGAGUAUCUGAGUUACCUGUCCCAGCCCAAAUAUAAUUCCCUGGAUAACGGCAAUGGUUAGGCAAUCUAAUUUCAAUAAAUAAAGAAAAACCAAAACAUUUUUUUCUAAAAAAUACCCAAACCUUUAAUGUCAAAUAUUUUAUUUUAUUUUAGGAGAACACCAGGAUAGGUGAUUGUUUUUAAAAAUAGACUUCCCUUGAUACAGUGUUUUAAGUGACGAAUUUGUAAACCUACUGUAGAUACGGAUGCUUUCAUGAUGCAGUGAUCCUUUGUGAAAUUAAGCACUCCUGGUAGUCCGGUGUAUAUGAUACUGACAUUUCCAUCAUCGUCAAGAAGUCACAUGUACACUAUGUUCCUCCAUCACCUGUGAAUACAUAUGAGACCCGUGAAGAUCCCGGGUAGAAUAGGUCUUCAGCAACCCAUGCUUGCCGUAAAAGGCGACUAACAGGAUCGACCUUUACAGUCAGCUAACUUUUAGUAUUUUUCUUCAAAGAGUCACCCAGAAUGUCAUUUGCAUCUGAAAGUGGACUACCGUAUUCGACGUAAUAAGCGCCCAGGGCGCUCUCAAAAUUAGAAAUAGGGGGCUCUUAUUAGAAUAUUAUUUUGGUG
Molecule: messenger RNA, 4525 nt
Organism: Haliotis rufescens (red abalone)
Lineage: Eukaryota; Metazoa; Mollusca; Gastropoda; Lepetellida; Haliotidae
Exons: 2
Coding region: 695-1891 (398 amino acids)
Source: RefSeq, a predicted model, not a curated record